Messenger RNA from Adineta steineri, 846 nucleotides. The record is from the annotation of a GenBank genome assembly. Lineage: Eukaryota; Metazoa; Rotifera; Eurotatoria; Adinetida; Adinetidae.
AUGCAUCCCUCCACAGUAAAUACAAAUAGUGAAAUGACCAAUUCAUCACCAACAUUUAAAUUUGGCCCUACAAAUUUAAAUUUACCUUCACCUAAUUUUACUCAUAGUCCAACAUUGAAUUCAAAUGGAACAAAUUCAUAUCAACAUUUUUCUUAUACUGAUCUUGUAUCACCAACUCGAAAUUAUAUGGAAUUAUUACAUACAUGGAAUUAUCAUCGAUUUUUAUCAUCAAAACUAAAUGCUGAUCAACUGUCAGAUGAUUCAUCUAAUGAUAAUGAUCCACGAACUAGUUCAUUUCGUCAUUAUAAUUCUCGUUCAUUACAAAAAUUACCUUCUCAUAAAACUGAUGAUGAAAUAUUUUUAACAAAAUUUCGUCAAGAUACAUUAGUGAAUUUAGAUUCAGGUGAACCAAAAAAUAUUCAACAAUUAACAACAAAUGAUUUUUUAACAAGUGCUAAACGAAGUCGUCAAUAUUCAAGUCUUUUAGCCCGAAUAGAUUAUAUUAGUCCAGUUGAUAAAAUGACUGGUAAAGCUGAAUUACGUUUUCAUAUUGAUGAUAUGGAAAAAACGAAAUGCCUUUUUUUUGUUCAUCAACAUUCAUGUUGGUCAUCGAUAUCUCCUGAGCAUACAUAUCAUGCAUGUGGUUUAAAAUGUCGUCAAUUAGAAUGUGGCGAUAUAAUUAUAGCUAUAACUGAACAACGAAGAGUAUCAUCAACGAAAUCAAAUGGUAAACCUGUUUAUCGCCAUCAAUCCCCAACAAAAUCUUUAGUUGGAAGACAUACAAAUGAGCAAAUAUCGUCAUCAUCAUCAUCAUCAAAUAAACGUCAUAAAAUAUCUAAGGAAUAA